This is a messenger RNA of Trichoderma virens Gv29-8, 2097 nucleotides long. RefSeq lists its product as uncharacterized. The coding region runs from base 1 to 2097 and encodes 698 amino acids. The transcript is spliced from 2 exons. Gene Ontology annotation, cellular component: membrane. The record is from RefSeq and is a predicted model, not a curated record. Lineage: Eukaryota; Fungi; Ascomycota; Sordariomycetes; Hypocreales; Hypocreaceae.
AUGCCUGAAAUUGCGAGCAGUCCAACGCCAGUUGGCUCUUUUAUCUUCUCAUCCAUCGCCCUCCUGCUGGUGUCGCUGGGAGUCCUCCUCAUCUUGCGCCACUAUCUCCCUCUCCGAACCACGCCGGCCUUCUACAUCGUCCCCAUCUUCUUCGCCCUGUGGCUGCCCUCGAUACUCGUCCUCCUGGUUCCGAUAGACCUUGCUUCCAGCGCCAUCACCGACGAUGUGGCUUCGCGGGGCAUCUGGCUGCCUCAGCGCGUGGUCUUGGUGCUGUGGCGCAUUACAUACUGGUUGACAUUUUGCUUGACAUGGUUCAUCCUCCCCAUCCUCGCCGAAUACUCCGACACUGGCUACCGUGAGCCCUAUGAUAAGCUGAUGUACUCUCUCCGCGCCAACGCGCAAUUCUAUGCCAUGGUUCUAGGAGCUGGCGCUGUCGGCCUAGUGUACAUAUUCGCCUCCUACGAGUUCUCCUUUACAGCUCUCAAAGCGCUCAUCAUGGCUCUGUCUUACUGCUGGGGUCUGAUUCUUGCCAUCUACCUGAUGGGCCACGGGCUGGUUUCCAUACCACGGCACCUGCUUCGAAGCGGAAGUAUCAGCGGCAGACUACGGAGAUUGCAGAUAAAGGCGCCUAGGGUGUAUGAGAAGAUGGAGGACUCUCUCACGGGCGUCGAGGAGGUUGAACAGCAGGUUUCCGAGCUCGGCCGCCGAAAAACGGGAAGUGCCGCGGCCUUCCAAGAUUGGAUUGAAGAGCUUCAGGAGAUAGCCAAUAUUCCCGAGUCGCAGCCCCGGUCAGGGCUUCUCGAUUCAACGGCACCCGCCCAAGCCGUCCCGCAUGUCAUUACCGAAAAAUACUUGGCCGAUCUAACACGAAAGCUCGUACGCGCACGGCACUCACGGUCUCAAUAUGUUGGAGAGUGGAACCGAUUGGUGCAAGAAGCUGCCAACCUUCAGACAAUCUUGGACUCGGUCGCCUCCAAGAAACUAGACUUUGGCAACGUUUCUCCCCACGCCGAAUUCUGGGACAGGGUAAAGAUACUCACGCCGUAUUCUCGAUACGUUUGCUAUUAUUACAUCUUUCCCUAUACGCGAAUGGCCUUUGGUGCGCUGUUAGCUCUGGCAUCUGCUUGCAUUGUCUGGUCAGAAAUCGUCAAGUUCCCUUUCCCUAAGCUGUCUAUUAUUCGUGUUAGCGUUGUCCACCACUGGGUUGGUGACAAGGCCCAGGUCGGAUUCGCGGGACAGGUCAUUUCGGCAUUUUGGAUUUGCUACAUGUGCGCCGCUGCUCUUUCGUCCAUGACCGAGGUCAAGGUAUGGCGCGGACGAGCUCUCGUGAAGCGAAACACCGGACACGAAGCGGCAUUCUGGUUCGCAUCGCAAGUGGCAAAACUCAGCGUCCCGCUCUCAUACAACUUCCUCACCUUCUUGUCAAGCGAGGUCUACCAGAAGACCAUCUUCUACGAGUUCCUCGGACAGUACGUUGAUGUUACACCCCUAGGAAAGUGGUUCGACAGUUUCUUCCCCAUCGCCCUCGUAGUGCCUGUCCUGGCUGCCACUUUCGGGCUGUACGGCAAGGUCAAGCGCGUAUUUACGGGCGUAGACAUUAUCGAGGAUGAGGAAGAUAAUCCCACGGGCUACGGCACCGGUAAUUGGCGCGAAGGCCGUGAUCUCAUCGCCAGAGAAUUAGGAGGCUCAACCCAACGGCGCAGCGGUGCCGCGGCUAAUGGGGCUUCGAGUCGAGCAGCUCCAAUUCUGUCCAUCCCUGCCAUCCAAGACUCGGCUGCCACACCAUCGAGAUCGCCGCUACGAUCCCCCGCCAGCAACAAUCGUAGACCAGGCCAAGCACAGCCCCGCUUCACCGAUGAACCACCCGAAGAUGACAACAUCUUUACGAUCCUCGGACAUCGCAUGAAGAAUACGGUCGAUUCAUUCGAGACACCGCAGUGGUUCCAAGAUCUCGGACAGGGCAUCAAGAAGCCCAAGUGGAUGGGUGGAAACGAUGCUCAGCCCGCCAACGCCGGCAGUGGGAGCAACAGCAAUGACACCGGCACCGAUAUAAGAAGGUGGUUCGGAGGGGGCGGCGAUAGCCAUAUCCGCAUUUGA